AUGGGGAAAGAGAUAAACACACUCGAAAUUCCAGAAGAAAUAAUCGAAGAAAUCUUGCUCAAUUUGCCGGUGAAAACCCUAUUAAAAUUCAAGUGCGUUUCGAAACGAUGGCGUUCGUUAAUCUCCGGCAACUACUUCGCCAAGCGCCACUUCAAGAAAUCGAGUAGCACCACCGAUAAAGAUCUGACGGAUUCGACGUAUCAAAAUCGGCUCACCUUCUUCAAGCGCUACCAAACCAACUUCUUCACCGUGCGUUCGUAUUCUCUUCGAGGCGAACCCGUAAUCGAUUUGAGUACCGGUCUCGACAAUCUUUAUCCGGUCAGAAGUUCCGCCGAAUGGGGCUGCGUCGUCGGACAUUUUAACGGGGUGGUGCUGAUCACCGUCAGCGUGAGAGAUGUAUUGCUUUCGUGGAAUCCUUCGACUCGAAGAAUCAAGAAGAUUCCGCUACCUUCUUUUAGUUGGGGUUUGUUGCGAGAUUUCUCGUUCGGGUUCGGGUACCACGAGUCGACCGACGAGUACACGGUUGUGUGCGUUGAUAUAUCCGCUUAUCCGGAACCCUGCCCGGCACACGUGUAUAGUUCCAAGACCAAUUCUUGGAAGAAGAUUCGCGAUUUCGAGUUGGGUUGUCCGGGUAGAUUUUCGGCCAAGUUUGUUAAUGGAAGGUUCCAUUGGCUACUUCCUUUGAAAGUUAAUGGUCGCGGUUACGAUAUCGUUUCUCUUGAUUCGUUCGAGGAGAAGUACGAAGUUGUGGCUCGUCCGAGAUGCUUGGAUAUAGGGAGAAUAAUUGUGGGAGGAAUCUUGGACCGAUACGAUCAUCGACUAAAGUUGGAAGAAUUGGGCGGCUACCUUAGUUUGGUUGUUAUAAACGUUGACUCGUUAUGGGAAGUCAACAUUUGGGCUAUGAUGGAGUACGGCGCGGGCGAAUCUUGGACUAAGGUUUGGACGCUUUCCGAUUUUUUCGACGUCGGUCGGCGUUUGAUUUGCGUGAUGCCGUUGUGUUUGAAGAAUAAUGGAGAUAUUGCGGUGGCUGUUGACUCGAAUGUAGUUGUUGUUUGCAAUGGUAAAAAUGAGUUGUGCAGGUCUCGGAUUAAUAUUGUCGAUCAAGUGAAGCCCGUUUUCUACGAUGAAAGCUUGGUUUCACCGUUCGGUAGCGAUGAACGAUGA
Erythranthe guttata (spotted monkey flower) is the source of this 1164-nucleotide messenger RNA. Its product is annotated as F-box/kelch-repeat protein At3g23880. Gene Ontology annotation, molecular function: protein binding. NCBI's taxonomy places the organism in Eukaryota, Viridiplantae, Streptophyta, Magnoliopsida, Lamiales, Phrymaceae. The record is from RefSeq and is a predicted model, not a curated record.